AUGCCUUCGCAUCUAUUUCAGCCUACAGAUAUUGUUCUGGCUAAGGUUAAGGGUUAUCCAUCAUGGCCAGCAAUGAUUAUACCUAAUGAAAUCAUUCCUGCGAAUGUUAUUAGGUUACAUCGUAGAAAUCAGAAAUUUGAUGAAGAAGAGGUUAUGGAAGACGAAGAAUCGGAUGCAGAUGAUACGAAAUAUAUUCGGUACUCAGAGCAUUUGAAGUUUCGAAAGUUUGAGACGGCUCAGUCCUCGUAUUGCUUGAAGUUUUUAUGUGACGAUACAUAUACGUGGACAAAAGCGCAGGAUAUGAAACUACUAAGUCCAGAUCAAUGUAAAAGCUGGCUGGAAGGUACGACUCGAUCGAAAAAGAAGCAACCAAGCAAGAACAAGAAGCUGAUACAGGCUUACGAAAUGGCAAUGCGUGGCUCAGACAUUGAUGUUUGGGAAUUUGUGGAGUAUGGCAGUGCUGGGCGACCGGAAGAGGACGAAGAAGAAGAAUAUGUGGAGGAGGAGGAUUCUCCGGUAUAUGAGGAAGAUGCCGAGGAAUUGGACGACGAGUCCUUAAGCGAUGACGAAGAUGUAGACGAAGAAAUUAGUAGUCGGAGAAGCAGUCGGCAGAAGCGAGCUGCACGGCCAGUCUCGAAGCCGACCCGAAGCAGCAAACGGCAACGCGCAGCAAGACAAAAACGAGAGCUGGAGGACAAACCGACACGAAGGACCCGAGCUUCAGCCUCAAGAGGAGAGUCUGUUUCUGUCGAUUUUGACGAAGACGAGAACGAGGACGAGUUGGAGGACUCGGAUAUCGGAGAAGAACUUCCUGCAAUUCCUACGCGAAGCAGUGCCAAGGCAAACGCCGGAUUGGCUUCGAAGCAAGCUUCUAAUAAAAAAAAGAAACCAGCUGAGCCAGAACGGUACAAGUACGAGGACGACGAGGACUGGCGGCUUGUCGGCAUGGGAACUCAAGAUCUCACAAUUCCAUCGUCAAACCCACUUGUUAACCGCCUCAGUCAGAAAAAACACCUAGAGCUCCAUAAUGAGAUGAAGCAAGAGCUACAAGAAAAACUGCUGAUGGUCAAUAAGUUAAUGCUUGAAAGCAUACUUAGCCCCAAGACCCGUAAAGACGAUCUUGAACUUGUACUCGAAGAGUUAGAUCUCGCAUUAAGCAUGAGGGGCGCCCACAACGAGCUCAUCACCGUCUUUCUUUUCAAUAAUGAAUUACUAAUGAAUUUCAGAGCCCUAUUCAAUCUUAAGCAGCCAGAACUAGGAAAACUAAAUCUGUGGAAUAGGUUCAUGGACAUUUUUCAAGAUAUCUACGGCUAUGAAUUUAUUCUAGAUACCCAGGCAUGGUCGUUCGAUGCAGUAAACGUAACUGAUGAACCCCAACAGGUGCCGGUACCUGCUAAUGAGGAACCAAACCGCAUUUGA
This is a messenger RNA of Eremothecium sinecaudum, 1419 nucleotides long. It is a transcript of the gene IOC4, whose product is annotated as Ioc4p. The record is from RefSeq and is a predicted model, not a curated record. Lineage: Eukaryota; Fungi; Ascomycota; Saccharomycetes; Saccharomycetales; Saccharomycetaceae. Gene Ontology annotation, cellular component: nucleus. Gene Ontology annotation, biological process: regulation of transcription by RNA polymerase II. Gene Ontology annotation, molecular function: double-stranded DNA binding; transcription coregulator activity. The transcript has a single exon. The coding region runs from base 1 to 1419 and encodes 472 amino acids.